This is a messenger RNA of Punica granatum (pomegranate), 1778 nucleotides long. Lineage: Eukaryota; Viridiplantae; Streptophyta; Magnoliopsida; Myrtales; Lythraceae. The record is from RefSeq and is a predicted model, not a curated record.
UCCGCAUCCAGUUCCAAGUUCCAGUUCCAGUUCCAGUCCAGAGCUUAUUAUCUCUCCUCCUCCUCCUUCUCCCCAUCGCCCACAAUAAACACUCUUUUCUCUUUCUUUGUAGCUAAGCCUAAGCUCCCUCCCUCCCUCCCUCCCUCGCUUCCUCCCUCUUGCUCAACAUCAACUCAGGAGUACAACACCUACCCAUGGGAGAGGAAGAAAAGAAAGCAGAGGAGAAGAAACAAGGCGCAGCUGCCCCAGUGGAAGAAGCCAAAGGAGGCGAAGGGAAUAACAAUAAUAAUAAUAAUAAUAAGAUGAAAGAUCAGGAAGAGAAGAAGCCCCCCGUCGAGAAGAAUCAGAAUCAGGCGGAAGAAGAUCAGAAAAAGGAAGAGAUAAAAGAUGCUGCUAAAGAUGCCAAGGAGCAAGCUGCUGCUGCUGCUCCUCCGCCCCCGCCCCAGCCCCAAGAGAUAGUCUUGAAAGUGUACAUGCAUUGUGAGGGAUGUGCCCGCAAGGUCCGCCGGUGCCUCAAAGGUUUCGCUGGGGUGGAGGAUGUGAUAACGGACUGUAAGAGUCAUAAGGUGGUGGUGAAGGGAGAAAAGGCGGAUCCUUUGAAGGUGCUGGAUAGAGUCCAGAAGAAGAGCCACCGGCAGGUUGAGCUCCUCUCCCCCAUCCCGAAGCCGCAGCCAGAGGAGCCACCGAAGCAGGAGGAGAAGGAGCCCCCCAACUCCAAGCCUGACGACAACAAGGAUGAUAAGCCGCAAGUGAUAAUGGUGGUGCUGAAGGUCCACAUGCAUUGCGAGGCCUGCUCUCAGGAAAUCAAGAAGCGCAUCCUCAGGAUGAAAGAUGUGGAGUCGGCGGAGGCGGAUCUGAAGAGCUCGGAGGUUGCGGUGAAAGGGGUGUUCGAAGUGCAGAAGCUGGUGGACUACGUGUACAAGAGGACGGGGAAGCACGCGGUGGUGGUGAAACAGGAACCGCCAGAUCAGAAGAAAUAUCAGGGAGGUGACAAGCCCAAGGAUGACGAUGAUGAUGGUAAGGAAGAAAACAAGAAAGCAGAGGAAGGUGGUGGUGAUCAGAAUAAUAAGAAGAAGGCCCAUCAGGAAGAAAGCAAAGAAGGUGGUAGUGAAGCAGCAGCCGCAGCUGCAGAUAAUAAUGGUAAUAAUAAUAAUAAUAAUAAUAAAGCAUCAUCAGAAGGAGCCAUGGAAGAAGGUGGUGCUAAUAAUAAUGAGGUUGUGGAGCUGAAGAAGAAUGAGUACUACUACUACUACCCUGCGUUUUACCCCCCAAAGUACGCUAUGGACAUCUACUCUUCUUCAUCGGCGUCGUCUUCUUAUGGCCAGUACCACCACCACCAACACCCUGCUGCCAUUGCUGCUGCUUACCCACCUCAGCUCUUCAGUGAUGAGAACCCCAACGCCUGCUCUAUCAUGUAAAAUCAGGGGGAAAGGGAAAAAAAAGAAAGAAAGGAACUUAACCCUGGGUCAUACAGAGCGGGAGAAAUGGGGAAAAGAGGGGAAAAAUAUAUAUUACAUACAUUAUAAAAUGUUAAAAAUGGGGGGUAUAUUUCCCCAAUUUGUCCUGCUCUGCAUGUGCCCUGCGGUUGCUGCUGCUGCUACUGCAAGGCAUCAUGAAUCUACAGAUAAGCCGUAGAGUUUUGUUAAAGCUCCUCUCUUUCUUUCUGUACCCUUUUUCUUUGGCUCCUUUUUCUUAUUAGAAAUAAAUAAAUAAAUAAUAUAUCGUAAUAUAAACAAAUAAUAUAUCAAAGUCCUUUCUACUUUGCUUUGUUGUUGAUA